AUGGCGGUCGAUGUCUUUGCGGUUCCCGUUUUCCUCGUUGUCUUUCGAGAGACUCUCGAGACAGUCAUAAUCGUCUCGGUCCUACUUGCUUUCCUCAAGCAAAUGCUCGACGGGCCCAAUGGUGAUAUUAAAGUAUACAAGCAACUAAAACGUCAGGUUUUGCUCGGAACGGGCAUUGGCUUCUCCAUCUGCAUGGUCGUUGCUGCCGCUCUCAUCGGCGUCUUCUAUACUGUUGGAAGCAACUCUUGGGAUAAGCACGAGUACUACUAUGAGGGGGCAUUCAGCCUAUUUGCUUCCCUCAUCAUCUCUGUCAUGGGUGCUGCUCUUCUCCGUAUCGGCAAGAUGCAGUCUAAGUGGCGCGUCAAGUUAGCAAAAGCUAUCGAGUCCCCAAUCAAAGCUGGGAGUAAGGGCUGGUUCAAGCAGUUUGUUGAGAGAUACGCCAUGUUUGUCCUACCCUUUGUUACAGUCCUCCGAGAGGGAAUUGAGGCCGUUGUCUUUGUUGCUGGAGUAUCUUUCUCAGCUUCGGCCAAGUCUAUUCCUCUGCCUACUGUUGUCGGUCUCUUCGCCGGUUGCUGUGUUGGCUACCUCUUGUACAAGGGUGGUGCGAGUACCAAACUCCAGUUCUUCCUUGUUCUAUCCACCUGCCUCUUGUACCUUGUUGGUGCAGGUCUCUUUUCUAGGGCUGUAUGGAGCUUCGAGAUGGCCAAAUGGAACGAGUAUGUCGGUGGUGAGGCAGACGAGUUCGGUAACGGGCCUGGCUCUUACGAUAUUGACCAGAGUGUUUGGCAUGUUAAUUGUUGUACCUCUACCGACAAGAUUCAGAAUGGCUGGGGCAUCUUUAACGCUAUUUUGGGCUGGACAAAUUCGGCUACAUAUGGCUCUGUCAUUUCUUACAACUUAUACUGGAUUUGCGUCAUGGCUGGCUUCAUUAUCAUGCGCUUCAAAGAGACACAUGGUAGGUAUCCAUUCGGAAAGGCAAAGGCUCAUGCCAACGCUGUUGAUGAUACCGAGAGUCACACGACCUCUUCUCCAAGGAACGUCCCAGAAAAGACCACAACAGCAUAA
Messenger RNA from Fusarium venenatum, 1065 nucleotides. Its product is annotated as iron permease FTR1/Fip1/EfeU. Gene Ontology annotation, cellular component: high-affinity iron permease complex; plasma membrane. The record is from RefSeq and is a predicted model, not a curated record. Gene Ontology annotation, biological process: iron ion transmembrane transport. Lineage: Eukaryota; Fungi; Ascomycota; Sordariomycetes; Hypocreales; Nectriaceae. Gene Ontology annotation, molecular function: ferrous iron transmembrane transporter activity.